CACAGAAGUUCAGAACUUAUCACACACCAGAGGAUUCACACUGGAGAGAAGACAUAUCAGUGUUCUGAAUGUGAUAAAGCUUUUACAAGAAGUCAAGUCUUAUCACACACCAGAGCGUUUCACACUGGAGAAACACCAUAUCAGUGUUCUGAAUGUGAUAAAACUUUUACACAGAAGUCACAUCUUAUCAGACACACCAGGAUUCACACUGGAGAGAAGCCAUAUCAGUGUUCUGAAUGUGAUAAAACUUUUACAGUGAAUCAACAUCUUAUCAGACACCAGAGGAUUCACACUGGAGAGAAGCCAUAUCAGUGUUCUGAAUGUGAUAAAGCUUUUACAGUAAAGUCAAGUCUUAUCACACACCAGAGGAUUCACACUGGAGAGAAGCCAUAUCAGUGUUCUGAAUGUGAUAAAGCUUUUACAUGGAAGUCAUAUCUUAUCACACACCAGAGGAUUCACACUGGAGAGAAGCCAUAUCAGUGUUCUGAAUGUGAUAAAGUUUUACACGGGGAAGUCACAACUUAUCAACACCAGAGGAUUCACACUGGAGAGAAUCAUAUCAGUGUUCUGAAUGUGAUAAAGCUUUUUACAAGGAAGUCAAGUCUUAUCACACACCAGAGGAUUCACACUGGAGAGCAGUCAUAUCAGUGUUCUGAAUGUGAUAAAGCUUUUACAGUGAAGUCAAGUCUUAUCACACACCAGAGGAUUCACACUGGAGAGAAGUCAUAUCUGUGUUCUGAAUGUGAUAAAACUUUUUUACAAGUGAAGUCAAUCUUAUACAGACACCAGAGGAUUCACACUGGAGAGAAGUCAUAUCUGUGUUCUGAAUGUGAUAAAAAGCUUUUACACAGAAGUCACAUCUUAUCACACUUAAUGAUUCACACUGGAGAGAAGAGCCCAUAUCAGUGUUCUGAAUGUGAUAAAUUUUACACCUGA
Staurois parvus is the source of this 936-nucleotide messenger RNA. NCBI's taxonomy places the organism in Eukaryota, Metazoa, Chordata, Amphibia, Anura, Ranidae. The record is from the annotation of a GenBank genome assembly.